AAACAAAUCAGCAUGAGUUAUGCAGAAAAACCUGAUGAAAUCACAAAAGAUGAGUGGAUGGAAAAGCUCAAUAACUUACACGUCCAGCGAGCAGACAUGAACCGGCUCAUCAUGAACUACCUGGUCACAGAGGGUUUCAAAGAAGCAGCCGAGAAGUUCCGCAUGGAGUCUGGGAUCGAGCCGAGUGUGGAUCUGGAGACUCUGGAUGAGCGCAUCAAAAUCCGGGAGAUGAUCCUCAAGGGACAGAUCCAGGAGGCCAUUGCCCUGGUCAAUAGCCUCCACCCCGAGCUCCUGGACACCAACCGCUACCUGUACUUCCACCUUCAGCAGCAGCACGACUUGAUCGAGCUGAUCCGCCAGAGGGAGACGGAAGCGGCGCUGGAGUUCGCCCAGACGCAGCUGGCAGAGCAGGGCGAGGAGAGCCGUGAGUGCCUGACGGAGAUGGAGCGCACACUGGCCCUGCUGGCCUUCGACAACCCUGAGGAGUCGCCAUUCGGGGACCUCCUGAACAUGAUGCAGCGGCAGAAGGUAUGGAGCGAGGUGAACCAGGCUGUGCUGGACUAUGAGAACAGGGAAUCAACCCCGAAGCUGGCCAAGCUGCUGAAACUGCUCCUCUGGGCACAGAAUGAGCUGGACCAGAAGAAGGUCAAGUACCCUAAAAUGACAGACCUCAGCCGGGGCGUGAUCGAGGAGCCCAAGUAACGACUGCGGACUCGGGCGCUGCUUUUCCCCUUCUUUCCUUUUUGUUUCUCGACCCAGCAUCUUUCUAAAGGGAAACACGACCGGCAAGGAGGCGAUGGCUGGAGGGCUCCCCUGUGGCCGCUCGUGCUGAGGGGCUGAGGGCCGAGAGCAGCCCCUUGGCCCCCCCAAGCCUGAUCCUGACCUUGCUUUGUGUGCAUGGGCAGAUGGCACCUCCUUCGGGUCUCCUUGGCCCUGAGUUUCCUCUGCGUUGUUUUCACAGGAGAGACUAUAAACCUGUGAGUCUGUGGAAAGACUCAGCAUUGCGUUUGACUGUCCCCCUGUCUGGGCUGCGUGUGAGAGGUGGGGUGUGUGCUUUUUCAUUUUUAAAUAGAUAUUUGGGUUCUGGAAUUGGUGAGAGGCGGUCUUAUCAGAUCACGGAACCAUCUCUUCUCAGCAGUUUUGUUGAAAAUAAAGGUUUCUCUUUGAUUUAAAAGAACGAGCAAAA
Molecule: messenger RNA, 1186 nt
Organism: Suncus etruscus (white-toothed pygmy shrew)
Lineage: Eukaryota; Metazoa; Chordata; Mammalia; Eulipotyphla; Soricidae
Gene: GID8
Product: GID complex subunit 8 homolog
Biological process (GO): proteasome-mediated ubiquitin-dependent protein catabolic process; positive regulation of canonical Wnt signaling pathway
Cellular component (GO): nucleus; cytoplasm
Molecular function (GO): protein binding
Source: RefSeq, a predicted model, not a curated record